Messenger RNA from Gaeumannomyces tritici R3-111a-1, 1107 nucleotides. RefSeq lists its product as hypothetical. Bases 1 to 264 code for a protein of 87 amino acids. The transcript is spliced from 2 exons. Lineage: Eukaryota; Fungi; Ascomycota; Sordariomycetes; Magnaporthales; Magnaporthaceae. The record is from RefSeq and is a predicted model, not a curated record.
AUGGACGUUCCUGUCCCAGCAGACACGGGAGGUCCCUGUUACUACGGUGGACGGGAUAGAGGAAGGUUGGUGUCGCACGACACAACCAACAACGGGCCUUUCCUGUCGGGGGCACCAGGCGGCAUUGAGCCUAUACGGGACAUGACGGGUGUCUGCAGAAUACGUUUCGACGUGAAUUGGCUGAGAUGGGCCGUGCUGGUGAAUGCGGGAGUGAAUGAGAUCCCGAGAUGGUGGGGUGUGAGUGGUGGUAGGUGCCCGGGCUGAAAAGAUGAAGCUGAGGUGCAGGACCUAAAGAAACAAAAAAAAAACCCCCCGCAUGAUUUGUUCGGCUGCAGCACAGCACCAUCCGUCCAGUUGCUCCCUCCAGAGAACAGCGUCGUCAGCAAGGAGGCCGAAUUGAUCGAGGUGCAGCUGCAAUCUAGAAAUAUCGGGAAUGCGCCUUAGCGCCUACUACGGAAUCUCGGCCACCGUCCAACGGGGCGGCCCUGGCACGGCAACUGGUCGCGUUGGACGGCGUGUACGGAUGUGUUCUACAGCAGCUCUGUGGGUAUACUUAUGUCCUUCUCCCAACGAGAACGUCAGAGCGAAAGAAGAAGGGGAAAAAAGAUUACGGAGCUGCUCUGAUAGGCAAAAGGGCCAGGGCACAUGAGCGACAAGAGGCGCCGACCUGGCCCGGGGAUUGGGCGGGCCGUCAUUGCGGCGGUGAGCAGUGGACGAGUGCCUUGGAAAACACAGGAUGUUUGUUGGCUGCUGGCCCAGGGGUGGCAGUGAAGGACGUCGUCCCGUCACAAGACCUUGACAGAUUGCGGCGGUGAACUGGACAGCUCAGAGGAGGGGGAAUAUCAAAAGCUCGUGGGCGGCUGAGGGCAAUAAGUGGAUUUCAUCAAAAUACUGGUGCCCCUCAGGGGGCGCCCCUGGGGCUGUGAUGAUCUCGUUCAUGGCCAGCGCAGAUCCAAGGAGGCGGAAUAUUGCGGAUCAACAUCCACAUGGGAAAUGCAAGCAAGCUCGAUUUGUCCAGGCUGCAUGGAAGAGCACUCCAAACAAAACAUUACUCACAUGCAUUAACUGGUAAAGGUGUCUUCUUCUCCAGAAGACGCCAUGCUUUUG